Portunus trituberculatus (swimming crab) is the source of this 2640-nucleotide messenger RNA. RefSeq names its product zinc finger protein 665-like. Lineage: Eukaryota; Metazoa; Arthropoda; Malacostraca; Decapoda; Portunidae. Bases 1 to 2640 code for a protein of 879 amino acids. The transcript is spliced from 3 exons. Gene Ontology annotation, cellular component: nucleus. The record is from RefSeq and is a predicted model, not a curated record.
AUGUUCCUUGCCUUUCUUCAUCUCCAUAUUUCUCGCCUCUUACCUUCUCUUUUGACCUCCCGCGGCGCCUAUCUGACCCCUGUGACCUCCAGACAGCCUGGGCUCAGUGCCACCACCCUCGCCUCGGAAUUACCGCAGAAAAUGACAACAAAACUCAGCGAAGUGUCAGCAGACCUACUACCGUCAGCCUUGAGCUUGAGCUUGAGUUGGGAGUCACCCAGCACUUGCAAUUGCUGUCGGUGUAACCUUUGGAUCGGCGUUCUCCCAUACACACUGAAAAUGGAAGAGCGGGGCAGGAAGUUUGAAGCAUUAAAGCUUUCCCUCCCUCCCCCCUCCCUCAUCAUUCAUCACAUUCACACCUGUUCCCCAUCCCCAUCCCUGUCCCUGAGGGGACCCUGCUUUCAAUCAAGCCUGUCGCUUGUCAAUACUUCGCUUCGGUUCGGCUCCCAUUUUGUCCACAUUCAAACCAGCCCAGCCCAGCCAGCGUCCAGUCUGCCGCCGCUGCUGCCGCCGCCGCCCCUGCCUGCCACCCACCGACGGCUGCCUGGCUGUCUGUCCUCCCCGAGGCUCCCUGCAGGACUGGCCGUGGCGUGUGCUGGUGACAGUGGUGCAGGAAUGGAGGGUGUGAGGCCGGGCAGCGGCAUGGGUGGCCAGUGCCAGCAGCAGCAGCAGCAGUCAGCCUCAGGUGUGGGGAGGCACAGGCGUGGUGGCAAGGAUCACCAGGAGACAGGCAGCUCUGGCCACACAGGACAGAGCAGGUUUGAGUGCCAGCAGUGUGACAAAACUUUUACCACCAAACAAGGCCUCACCACACACACCCUAGCACACAGUGGUGUUAGGAAUUAUGAGUGUGGUGACUGUGGGAAGAAAUUUGGCAGAAAGUCUACCCUCACCACACACAGCCUGAUUCACAGUGGUGUUAGGAAUUAUGAGUGUGGUGACUGUGGAAAGAAAUUUACCCAAAAGUCUGACCUCAAGAGACACAUCCUGACACACAGUGGUGUUAGGAAUUAUGAGUGUGGUGACUGUGGGGAGAAAUUUACCCAUAAGUCUUUCCUCACCACACAUAGCCUGACACACAGUGGUGUUAGGAAUUAUGAGUGUGGUGACUGUGGGAAGAAAUUUACCCAUAAGUCUUUCCUCACCACACAUAGCCUGACACACAGUGGUGUUAGGAAUUAUGAGUGUGGUGACUGUGGAAAGAAAUUCAGCAGAAAGUCUGACCUCAAGAGACACAGCCUGACACACAGUGGUGUUAGGAAUUAUGAGUGUGGUGAGUGUGGGAAGAAAUUUACCCAUAAGUCUCACCUCACCACACACAGCCUGACACACAGUGGUGUUAGGAAUUAUGAGUGUGGUGACUGUGGGAAGAAAUUUGGCAGAAAGUCUACCCUCACCACACACAGCCUGACACACAGUGGUGUUAGGAAUUAUGAGUGUGGUGACUGUGGGAAGAAAUUUACCCAUAAGUCUCACCUCACCACACACAGCCUGACACACAGUGGUGUUAGGAAUUAUGAGUGUGGUGACUGUGGGAAGAAAUUUGGCAGAAAGUCUACCCUCACCACACACAGCCUGACACACAGUGGUGUUAGGAAUUAUGAGUGUGGUGACUGUGGAAAGAAAUUUGGCAGAAAGUGUCACCUCACCACACACAGCCUGACACACAGUGGUGUUAGGAAUUAUGAGUGUGGUGACUGUGGGAAGAAAUUUACCCAUAAGUCUUAUCUCGCCGUACACAGUAUGACACACAGUGGUGUUAGGAAUUAUGAGUGUGGUGAGUGUCGUAAGAAAUUUACCCAAAAGGGUUCUCUCAAUAGACACAUUCUGAUACACAGUGGUGUUAGGAAUUGUGAGUGUGGGAAGAAAUUUACCAAAAAGUGUUCUCUCACCACACACAGCCUGACACACAGUGGUGUUAGGAAUUAUGAGUGUGGUGACUGUGGAAAGAAAUUUACCCGAAAGUCUACCCUCACCAAACACAGCCUGACACACAGUGGUGUUAGGAAUUAUGAGUGUGGUGACUGUGGAAAGAAAUUUACCCAUAAGUCUUCCCUCACCACACACAGCCUGACACACAGUGGUGUUAGGAAUUAUGAGUGUGGUGACUGUGGGAAAAAAUUUACCCAUAAGUCUUACCUCACCACACAUAGCCUGACACACAGUGAUGUUAGGAAUUAUGAGUGUGGUGACUGUGGGAAAAAAUUUACCCAAAAGUCUAACCUCACCACACACAGCCUGACACACAGUGAUGUUAGGAAUUAUGAGUGUGGUGACUGUGGGAAGAAAUUUACCCAUAAGUCUUACCUCACCACACACAGCCUGACACACAGUGGUGUUAGGAAUUAUGAGUGUGGUGAAUGUGGGAAGAAAUUUACCAGAAAUUCUCACCUCACCACACACAGCCUGACACACAGUGGUGUUAAGAAUUAUGAGUGUGGUGACUGUGGGAGGAAAUUUACUGAUAAGUCUACCCUCACCACACACAGCCUGACACACAGUGGUGUUAGGAAUUAUGAGUGUGGUGAGUGUGGGAAGAAAUUUUCCCGAAAAUCUUAUGUCACCACACACAGCCUGAUACACAGUGGUGUUAGGAAUUUUCUCGUCUUAAUCAACACACCUUCAGACACACUGGGUUGA